Molecule: messenger RNA, 2241 nt
Organism: Rhizophagus irregularis DAOM 181602=DAOM 197198
Lineage: Eukaryota; Fungi; Glomeromycota; Glomeromycetes; Glomerales; Glomeraceae
Source: RefSeq, a predicted model, not a curated record
UUUUUUUUUCUCACUCUCCCAAAGAAACACGUUAAAGAAACACGUCUAAAAGUCAACAAAGACUUUAUACAUAUAAAUCUUACAACAAAAAUGGCAGAAAUUUCUACCGAAGUCAAUAAAGAAAUUAUCGAAGAGUGGCCUACCCAAAAUACUGCUAAAUUUGGUAGAAAUUUAACGGCAUCUGAGGUUCACUAUUAUUUAGAAUUUCAAGAAUAUCCUAAUACAUCUGAAACUGGUUUCGCAAGUAUUUAUAAUGUAUCAGGUUGGGAUGAGAAUGAAGCACAAAAAGCGUUUGCUAUGAAUAAUAUUCAAUAUUCAUAUGGAGGCAAUGGUACAAUUCGCAAAGUACAAAAUUGUGAUUUUUUUCCUGGAAUCAGAGUAUCCAAGGAACAACGUAAUUGCCUUAGUUUUAAAGUAUGUGAAUUUGCGUCCAAAGAAUUAGAUGUUGGUCAUACAUCUGUGGAUUUUUCUAAAUCCUUUUUCAAAAAUAUAUUUGACGCCAAUGAAAAAUUUCAUGAGAAAACAACUCUUUGUGUGUUCGCUAAAGCAUAUGAAUGUCAUUGUGAAUAUAUUGAUCAAAAUGGAGUAAAAUGUAACGGUAUACCAAAAUUAUGUGAAUUUAAUCAAGUGGCUGGUUUAAUAACAUCAAAAAAAAAGUUUAUUGGAUGUACUAAUUGGAAACUAAAAGAAAAACACCAAUAUUUAACAAUUCCAAAUAAUGUUGAUCUGGAAUUAUUAGAAACGAUGUUUAGUGAAUAUUCCUAUCAUCCUUAUGGUAUCGAUUUUAAGAACGAUGAAGUUAAUACGGUAGAUGAGUGUUUUAUGGUACGACCUAAUAUUGCACGAUCUGAUGAAUGUCGAUCUGUGAGUAAGAAGGCUAGUGCAUGUCCUGUUACAUUCUAUCAUAUAAUUCCAGAAAAUUUAAAGGAAUGCCCAUUUAUUGCAACUGUAUCUGUGGGAAAACAUAAUCAUCCACCUCCACCACCUUAUAAAACCCCAUAUAAUAUUAAAAAUCAACUUCAAAAUAUAAUCAAUAAUGAACAUACUCUUGAUUUAACAAGAAGAAAGUUUUUAACUGGAACAAUGAUUCAAAACUACUUAAAUGGAAAACAAUUAAGUGAAUUACAUCCAUCAUUGAAUAAUCAAUCUAAAAUUGAUUAUUAUAUUGGCAAAACUCGACGUUCACAAUAUCCAUAUGGACAAAAUAUCUUGGGAGUUACACAUGAAUUUAUGAAACAUGAAAAAAGAUUUCUUGAUAGUGGCCAAUAUAUUGUUGUAUGUGCUACAAAGCAACAACUUAAAGCAAUUCCUGAAUUGACAUAUUUUGAAAUUGAUAUGGCAUUCAAAAGAAUUCAUGGUGUUACAAAUGAAUGUGAAGUAUCAGCAUAUGUAUCACGAAUACAAAAAACUUUAACUUUUGCACGAAUAUUUACAAAUAUUGAGACGGCUGAUGCGUAUCAAACCCUAUUUGAAGACUUGUUUAAUUGCAUAGAAAAAGAUACGGGUGAUAUAUUUAAUUUUUAUCAUAUUCAUGGAAGGGGUUUGGGAUGUAUUAUCGCAGAUCAACACAAAGGGCAAGCUUUAGGUUUAGGUCGAUAUUUAAAUUCAAAGUAUCCAAAUUUAACGCCACGAAAUAUUGACAAAAAUAAGCAGAUAUCAAGUGAAAUUCGAACUUGGGUAAAAGAUAAACGUGUUUCAUGGGUACUAUCGGGUAUAUCAAUUGCAUUUACCAAAAUGGAUCAUAUUAUUUGGAAUCAAACACCAAAUAAUACCAAUGUGGGAGAAAGUGCACAUGUAAACGUAAAUCAUGAUGGACGAUGUAACUUUGAUAAACGACAGUGGGAAAGUGGAAAUGUCUAUGAAAAAUAUAAUAUUCCUGAUUCUUAUAGAGAUAAAUCUGAAUUGGCACGAUCAAUUCAAGCUGAGAAAAGAGCGGCAAAAAAGCGUAAAUGUAAACAAACUUCAUCCUUGAGUACAGUAAAAAAACAAAAAAAUCCAUGUUUUGAUCAACAAAGAAAAGUUAAUACUUUGGCGCAAGAAACACUAGCUAUUCGAAAGCAGGCAAAUGAUGAGCUUGAAAGGGAAAUUGCACUGCUUGAGAAAAGAAACAAACUCUUAGGUUUAUAAUUUUUUCAACAUGAUUUUCAAUUACUUUUAUAGAGAGUGCAGCAUGUUCGAAGUAAAAUAAAGUAAUUUUCCAAUGACAAUAAUAAAAAUAUUUGCGCACGUUAACAGUUAAUA